This is a messenger RNA of Quercus robur (English oak), 2703 nucleotides long. RefSeq lists its product as uncharacterized. The transcript is spliced from 2 exons. The record is from RefSeq and is a predicted model, not a curated record. Lineage: Eukaryota; Viridiplantae; Streptophyta; Magnoliopsida; Fagales; Fagaceae. Bases 1570 to 2604 code for a protein of 344 amino acids.
CCAAACGGCCCUUAAAUGAGAGCAAUCUUGGUCCUAUUCUUUUCGAUAAGACUCCAUCUUGCUUUCACCCUCUUCUUCUUCUCCAAUAAUCUAGAUUACUAACUCAAGAUCUAAAGUAAAACACAAGCUUAGAGGAAGAUAUGGAGGUUGAUCAUUUCAGUCAUGAGCAUCCGUUGACCUUCAUUGAAAAUGAGAAACAAAUUUCACGAAAGCACAGGAAGAAGAAUAUUUUAUGCAAAGGGUGCCAGAAAUUCUGCACUUUUCCACUCUACGCUUGCACCCAGACCCAGUGCUCGUUUUAUCUGCACAAAUCAUGCGCCGAGCUCCCAACGGAGUUCCAAAAUCCCUUUCACCCACAUGGACCUCUCACGCUACGCUUCGAUCCCAGUAAAUCAUUUCCCUGCAGGGCUUGUUUUAAAAGUUGCAUUGGCUUCUACUUUCACUGCGAGGUACGCAAAUUUGACCUGCAUCUUGAUUGUGCUUUUCUAAUGACCACUGCAGAAGAAGAAGAACAACAGCAAGGCUGUAAGCAACUACAACACUGUAUCCACUUGCAUCCACUGGUACUUGUUGACAAGAAGGAUGAGGUAGUUAAUCAAAUUAAAUGCUUUAUAUGUGGGGAACAUUGCUUCGCUGCUUGCUAUGGCUGUGACCCUUGUGGUAUCUCUCUUCACAAACCAUGUGCUGAAUUCCAGUACCCACAAGAAAUCCAAAACUUCACUCACUCAUGCCCUCUCACCCUCCAAACUCGAGUCCAUCCCUUUCGCUGCCAAGCCUGUGACACUUGUAUGAUGGGCAUUUCUUACCGCUGUGAGCAGUGCAGGUUUAAUAUUGAUGUUGAAUGCGCCUUAUUAAGGAGCAUAAAAUCUGAUGACGGAAAGCAAAUUAAACAUUUCAACCACAAGCAUCCCUUGACUCUCAUUGAGAAAUUAGGGGAUGGUGACCAAGUUCAUUGCUUCGUGUGUGGACAAGGCUGCUUAGGAACAACCUACUACGUAUGCAACAAAUAUGAAGGGGAAUUUUCACUCCAUGAAUCCUGUGCUGGUUCUGCUCCGAGGAUCUAUGACUUUCCUCCACCCAGACCACCCUCUAUCCCUGCUUCUUAGGCCAACCAAUACAACCCCAGUCAAAUUUCGAUGCAAUGCGUGCUGUGGCGAUUGCUGUGACUUGACCUACCGAUGUGAGCUCUGUGAUUUUAACUUGCAUAGGGAACGCACUGGACAAGUUCCCACCAUAAAAUAUGAAAAUCAUAGACACCUUCUCUUACUGGGGCCGAAGAUGGGGGCUGAAGUUAAGUGCAAUGCCUGUGAAAGCACCUGUGAUUCUUUAAUAUUCCGUUGCCCUCAGUGCGAUUUCAAUCUUGAUGUUCAAUGUGGUCCAUUACCAUUUACCAUCAAACAUAAAUGUCAUGUAGAUUCUCUCACCCUUACAGAUUCCCCUGUUGAAGACGAUUCAGAUGAUGAACUCUACUGUGAUGUUUGCGAGGAAAAAAGAAAUCCACGAUUUCCAUUUUACUAUUGUGCAGAUUGUUAAUUUGUAGCUGCGGUCUCAUGUGUGAUCUCUGAGGUUAUGCUAUGGCUCAAAGGAGAAAAUGGGGAUGUGGAGUUGAGGUCACCUGAAGGAAAAUUUGGUGGAAAGGUGAUCAUCGAAAUAACAGAGGCAAUGAAGAUGUGCAAAAAAGAAGCAGAAGAAGCAACCAAAAUACUUAAUGAUCCAGAAGCAGAGGAAAUGCAGGCUCUGCAUGAUCUACUAACUUUGGAUCGAUUAUUAAAAUAUGAAAAUGUGUCGCGUCAUCUGGAAGUAGGAUAUGGAAUCAGAAGACAAAUUAAGCCACAAAUAGGGGGAACGGGUGUUUUAACCUGGAAUGAUAUAUUAUCUUCUUUCAGUGAAGAUGAGAAAAAGGAAUUGAAGGAAGUUCUAAUGACAGAAGAUGUACAGGAAGAAAGUAUCGAUGAAGAGAACUCAUCGGAUAGCCUAGAUAAUUCCUUGUUUUUGGACAAAGCAUUCACAGAUUUAAAGCAAAAGCUUGGAUCCGGGCCUAAGCAAUUAAUGGACUUAUGGAACAGAGAGAAGAAGGUUGUUAAUGUAAGGGAUUACUUAGUGCCUCAGAGCUUGGCCCCUAUCCUAGAAAGCUUGUUUGAGAAAUAUGGGGAUGUGGGUGCUGAGACCAAUUUAUCUUCUAGGGUAAAGAUGUAUCUAAUUGUCAUAUUAUGUGGGACCAUAGAUAGUGUGUGCUGCACCAGAAUUUUGGAUAUCACAGAAGAUAAACUAUUGAAUUGGAUGCAGUACUUGAGGGCUCUGGAAUAUGCUGGGUUCAAAAUUCAGUUUGUUCAUGAUCAGUGGAUGAGAGUUACAAAAGCUUACUUUGGACUUCAGCUUAGAAAACUAGAAGAUGACACCCUUCAGGAACUUGAAACAGAUAUCACAAAGUAUGAUGCAAAAGUCAAGGAACUGACUACAAAAUUGGAGCUUAUGAAAGACAAACAUAAGCGUAUAACAUCUGAAAAAUCUGGGAAAAGGUCGAGCUUAAUCGAGGAUUGCUUGAGAGCGGCUGCCAAGUUGAAGUGGAAGAAAGCUGGCGCGGGUCUAAUUAAGCUGGGCUAGAAAAUCUGUAUAAGAAUGUUUUUAGUGUUUUUAUUGAAAGGAUGUUAAAUUUUAAGAACAUGUAAUCAACGCAUUUAUGAAGGUCAUUAUGUUAGUGUU